CAACUUCCAUCUCCUCCGCAUUUGUGGCCGUCUCUAAACUAAAUCUCCAUCAAGCUCUUAAAUUCUCUAUACAUGGAAGACGAAGUAGCCAUCGCUUCUUCAUCCAUCGAAGCCGGAAUCGGUUGCUGGGUCCUUCGUUCCGGUGCAGAACAUCUCCGCUACCGCUCAUGCGCCUCUCCUCCUCACGGCCUUGUAUCCGUCGUUGGACGCUUCCUUGCUUCCUCCCAGCUCCGUGAUUCUUCAUCAUCCUCUGGCUCCGUUCUCUUCUGGUCGUGGAACAAGGUAGAAGUUAGAGGAGGAGUUUCUGGUCAUAUUUACUUGUGGGAGGAAGGGGGGUUUGAUUUGGAUAUGACUUACAUUACUGACAAUUUAAUUGCUAUGGGAUUUCCUGCUGGUGAUAUUAGCUCAGGCUUCUUUGGAUAUGUUGAGGGAUUUUAUCGUAACAACAUGGAGGAAGUCAUUAGGUUCUUUGAAACAUAUCACAAGGAUAAGUACAAGGUGUACAAUCUUUGCUCUGAGAGGCUAUAUGAUGCAUCACUAUUUGAAGGGAAGGUUGCUAGUUUUCCAUUUGAUGACCAUAAUUGCCCUCCAAUUCAACUGAUAAUAUCAUUUUGCCAUAGUGCAUAUGCAUGGUUAAAAGAGUUUUUUUAA
Lactuca saligna is the source of this 651-nucleotide messenger RNA. The record is from the annotation of a GenBank genome assembly. Lineage: Eukaryota; Viridiplantae; Streptophyta; Magnoliopsida; Asterales; Asteraceae.